This is a messenger RNA of Saccharomyces eubayanus, 1710 nucleotides long. RefSeq names its product Set4p (gene SET4). The transcript has a single exon. The record is from RefSeq and is a predicted model, not a curated record. Gene Ontology annotation, molecular function: protein binding. NCBI's taxonomy places the organism in Eukaryota, Fungi, Ascomycota, Saccharomycetes, Saccharomycetales, Saccharomycetaceae. The coding region runs from base 1 to 1710 and encodes 569 amino acids.
AUGACUUCUCCAGAAUCGCUACCUUCUCGUCAAACAAGGCAAGGGAGAGCAUAUUCUACUACCGAUAAAGUUAUAUCAAGGUCGUCUUCAUAUUCUUCAUCCAACAGUUCGAUGUCAAAAGACUACGGCGAUCAUACACCUCUGUCCAUAAGUAGUGCAGCUUCAGAAACACCAAUAUCUCCUCAAUAUAUGCCCGUGAGAACAUUCAACCCAAUGGCUACAGCUGGUCCAACACCUAUGCAUUUGCUUCAAAAUGAAAGAAGUGUUUUCGGCCAUCAUUCUUCAUCAAACGCAUCUAAUACUAUAUCAUCGAAUAAAAGAGGUAUAGCAGCGGCCGUAGCUCUGGCAACAGCAGCUACCAUCCCAUUCCCACUAAAGAAACAAAAUCAAAACCAAAGUUCCAAGGUCCAGGCCACUCAUAAAGAACCAACGGGAAAAAGCAAAACACCACUACCAUUGACUGUUGAAAAUAACAAACCUGUUAGUGCGUGUAUCUGCGGCUCAAGUGAAUCUAAGGAUGGGUUGUUUAUACAAUGUAACAAGUGCAAAACAUGGCAGCAUAAGCUGUGCUAUGCAUUCAAGAAAUCAGAUCCAGUGAAAAGAGACUUUGUUUGCAAGAGAUGUGACACAAAGACAGCAUUACAGACUGGACAGGCAAAACCAAUGAUAUUUCCCAGAAAAAUGGGAGAUCAGCGCCUGUUCCAGUUUUCUUCUAUAGUAACAACAUCGAUUCUACACGCAGAGCAACAACAACGACAGAUGGUGAAUGGUUCGGAAGCACAAUCCAGAAAACGUCAUCUUGAAUGUAUGACUACGCCAAAUAUAACUACCAAGGAUAAUGACAGUGUACGGAAAAAAUCGAAACCUGAAAAGGUAGUAGUACCAGGCCACUUUCUUAAACCUCUUCUGAAUGAAAUAACCUCUUCCAAUGAUACAGAAUUCAAACUUAUAACAGCAUCAAAAUAUAAGGACAAGUAUGUCAAAAUGUUUAUCGAUAGCCACUAUGAUGACGACUGGGUCGUAUGCUCUAACUGGGAGAGCUUUGAAUCGGUGGACAUUGAUAUUAAAAAAUCUUCGAACGGGAAAGACUUUGGUGUAUUCAUUUCAAAGUCUUGUGUUAAAGGACAGCUGAUUCAAGAAUACCUAGGCGAAAUUGACUUUCAGAAAAAUUACCUGACAAACGCAAGUAACGAUUAUCGCUUGAUGGGUACAACACAACCAAAAGUACUAUUUCACCCACACUGGCCUUUAUUUAUAGAUUCAAGAGAGGUGGGUGGAUUAACAAGGUAUGUAAGACGAAGUUGUGAACCUAACGUAGAAUUGAUAACUGUAAGACCGCUUAACGAAAGGCCAAGAGGGGACAGUGACUGUAGGGUCACGUUUGUCUUAAUGGCUACAAGGGAUAUUAAAAUGGGAGAAGAGAUAAGCCUUAAAUGGCAAUGGGAUCUAAGGAAUCCUAUUUGGGAGUUGAUAAAUGCAUCUAAAGACUUGGAUACCCUACCAGAUCUUGACAAGUUUUGGUUGAUGGGUUCGAUAAAGACUAUUUUAACAAAUUGUGAUUGUGUAUGUGGAUACAAGGGCCAAAACUGCCCUAUAACUAAAAUCAAAAAGUUUUCCGAAAAAUUCACGAAAAAUACGAACGAAACGCUAUCUAGCAAAUCUUACUUUAAUACGAUAAUGGACAAUUGUAAGAAACGUGACGAGUUUUAA